This is a messenger RNA of Branchiostoma belcheri (Belcher's lancelet), 1365 nucleotides long. RefSeq lists its product as uncharacterized. Gene Ontology annotation, biological process: proteolysis. Bases 166 to 1365 code for a protein of 399 amino acids. The record is from RefSeq and is a predicted model, not a curated record. Gene Ontology annotation, molecular function: cysteine-type peptidase activity. The transcript is spliced from 8 exons. Lineage: Eukaryota; Metazoa; Chordata; Leptocardii; Amphioxiformes; Branchiostomatidae.
CCCAAAGACUUUAAAAAAAGUGUUAACAAGUUAUGUUCAAGAAAAAAACAGAUUCGGGGAAAGAAGAGGCAGCCAGAGAAGGAUACUGAUAGUUUGCCACAUCCUACAUGCAAGAAACCGAAAGUUGCCGAUCCGGAAAGCAUUGAACAGGUUGUGGCAGGAUGUAUGUCCAGAGGUAAACUUGUCGUUGGGAACGUGUCACUAACAACCAGUGACUUGCAGAAGCUGUCCCCGGGAGAAUGGCUAAAUGACAAGGUGAUUACAGCAUGCCUGGAGAUGCUAAGUAAGCUCCAUCCGGGUGAGGUAUUUCCUCUCCCCUCCCAGCUAGUACUCAUGUGGGAGAGACAGAGAUCUCCAGGCUGGCUCUUCGAGAAGAUCUGCUUUGCAAGCUACAAAUACUUGCUUCUGCCAAUAUGCCACCACUCCCACUGGAUGCUGCUGGUGGCAAACGUACAAGAAAGGACCGUUGGCAUCCUAAACUCAAGCAGUUUGUUCGACAAAUACACCGGACAGUUCAUUCCCAAGUGGCAGGAAUACAUGAGACGUCGCAGCCUCGAGGUGGAGCCACAGCUGGCUUUGUGGCAACCUGUUCACAUGACCAGCAACAGGCAGGCCGAUGGUAGCUCUUGCGGAGUGUUUGUGCUGAUGAAUGCAGAGUCCCUCGCAUGCAAUCGUGAUCUCGACAGUAUGGGACAGGAUGACGUCCCAGCUUUCCUGUUGGGGGUUAAGAAGCAACUUGCUGACAACAGCGACGCUGUCGAUGCGAGAUGUGCGAGGCUUGAACAUUGCUCGGCUCCUGAGGCAUGUUCCUGGCUGCAGUGUGACAACUGCCACCAGUGGCUCCAUUUUGAGUGCGCUGGCCUCACAAAGAAGCCACGUGGCUCCUUCAUUUGCCUGCAAUGUGGGAAGCGUAUUCAACUGAGCCACUGUGACAGUCACAUCAACAAUGUCAAGACCCCCCUUGAGGUGGACGUUCUGCAUGCAAGGAGGCAAAACCUGGAGAAGCGCAUUGUUGAGUACAUCCAAACGCAACAGGAAGCCGAAGAUCACCUGGCUGGCAUUUAUGAGGGAAUAAUACCGUCCAGAAGGCACAGUUACUUCUUCAGCAAGUUCAGCGCUGUGCGUAACACACUGGAGGGCCAGGGGAUUGGAUACAUAACGAAUGAAGAGCUGAGCGAAGAGCUGUUUGGGUGGCUAACAGCCCUCCACCAGAGGUAUGCCAAUCGAGAGGUACCUGACACAAAGUAUGUCGCAUGUGUACUGAUGCCUGAGGUGAGUGCCUCCUAUGUUGUAUUCAUACAUUACCCUGACAGGUUGACAACUAAUGACGCACAAUCUACGCGUACAUCAACACAGAUUGUUUGA